This is a messenger RNA of Exophiala dermatitidis NIH/UT8656, 1386 nucleotides long. RefSeq lists its product as uncharacterized. Gene Ontology annotation, molecular function: inositol phosphoceramide synthase activity. Gene Ontology annotation, biological process: sphingolipid biosynthetic process; inositol phosphoceramide metabolic process. Lineage: Eukaryota; Fungi; Ascomycota; Eurotiomycetes; Chaetothyriales; Herpotrichiellaceae. Gene Ontology annotation, cellular component: inositol phosphoceramide synthase complex. Bases 1 to 1386 code for a protein of 461 amino acids. The record is from RefSeq and is a predicted model, not a curated record. The transcript is spliced from 3 exons.
AUGGGCGCAGGUGCCUUCCUCGAACCUCUCGCAGUCGUUGUCUUGCUGUUUGGUGGUGCCUGGAUCAACCGAGCCACGGAUUACUCCUGGUCGGGCAGAUAUGGCUGGGACGAACCGCUGCCGGUCGCACGACCGAUUGAGAAGGCCGAGGAUAUAUCAGUUGAAGAGGCCCAAAGCACACAUGCACGAAGGUCACUAUCUCCAUCACUCUUGGUGGCUGAGGACGAGAAAUGGAGGGAGCGCGAAGUUCGUUUCCUGGGCUAUUGCAAGGUAGUGCGGACGCCCAAUACUGCUGUCUUCCGCGGUCGACUGCUCAGCAGGGUGCUACAUAAGUUUCCCUUCUUGGUGGAAGCAUGGUAUUGGGCACUCAUUUACUGGGUCUACCAACUUGGCCGAGCAUUCACUGCCGUAACCCUGGUGGAAGGCACAGUCCACGUCGCCCGUCGACAUGCUCUUCAGGUCAUUGAACUUGAGAAACGUCUCCAUAUUUUCUGGGAAAUCCCAAUCCAGAAAUUCUUCAUGGCCUACCCGCGCCUCAUGAUGUCUAUCAACUGGCUCUACUCCUUCAUACAUAUCCCGGGCACAAUCGCAUUCUUAGUUUGGCUAUACUAUUACACGAUUACAAGCGAUCGCCAUCUACAGAAAAACAGCGGGCGUCUGCAAGGUGUCGGACGAGGGCGCCCGGGCUCUCCUGGAGGGGCUUGUCUCUACGAAGCGCGUAGGAGGACCAUGGCAGUGUGCAACCUUCUGGCAUUCGUGGUAUUCACGCUCUGGCCCUGCAUGCCCCCGCGGCUGCUGAGCGACCCCGAGUAUACAGGCCCUCAGUCCCCAGUGGCCAGGAGCUAUGGCUUCGUGGACACGGUGCACGGCAAGGAGGGAGCUAGUAGUGUGUGGACACAAAACAGGUUCUGCAACCAAUAUGCUGCUAUGCCAUCGCUCCACUUCGGCUACUCUCUUAUGAUCGGCGUCACCAUCAUGACCGUUCCUCUGGCACCCGAACACCGCCGCACGAAAUCCUUCCUCCUCCCUUUUUUCAACAGGUCGCAUCCCGAACUGGCACCAGCCAUCCGUCUCCCAAACCCUCGUCGUCUAGCCUGCCUCGUUAUCGGAUUCAUGUAUCCAUUUACGAUCCUUGUGGCUAUCGUUGCGACGGCCAACCAUUUCAUCCUCGAUGCUGUGGCCGGAGCCGCGGUCUGCAUCAUUGGGUGGAGAAUUAACCCUAUCUUGUUGAACUUACUUCCUCUCGAAGAUUGGUUUCUUUGGGCGCUACGGAUACACAAGCCUGUACAGACGCCUGUGGAGAAUGAAACGGCGUUUAUGGCUGGUACAAAGGGAGGGAAAAUAGAGCGGCGGAGUUCCGAGCGACCCCCAACUGCCAUCAAAUGA